AUGCAAACCCCAGAAACUUUCGAAUAUGGAUUCAACAGUUUUGUUUACAGAAGACGAAAGCCUUUCCAUACUGAAAAAUUGUUCAAUUUUCUUUUCACUGAACGAUAUCUGAAAUUCUUUGAUACUUUAGGUGAAGAAGAAUCCAUCCAGUUAUAUGGAAAGACAGUUUUUGAGAAUGUUAAACAACAUUUUGUUGAAAGAGUUGGCGACCGACGACAGGAAAUUGUGUUCAUUGGACUGAGACAUAAUUUCACAGGGUUGGAACAAGUGUUGGAUGAAUUGUUAAUUAGUGAUGAGGAUUUUGAGAAGGGUGUUGAACAUUAUUCGAAAUUAUGUCCAGAUAAUUUUGAUUCUUUUGGUAUUACUCAAUCAGUUUAA
Messenger RNA from Naegleria gruberi, 378 nucleotides. RefSeq lists its product as uncharacterized. The transcript has a single exon. The coding region runs from base 1 to 378 and encodes 125 amino acids. Lineage: Eukaryota; Heterolobosea; Eutetramitea; Acrasida; Naegleriidae. The record is from RefSeq and is a predicted model, not a curated record.